Messenger RNA from Plenodomus lingam JN3, 1011 nucleotides. RefSeq lists its product as uncharacterized. Gene Ontology annotation, cellular component: plasma membrane. Gene Ontology annotation, biological process: transmembrane transport; water transport. The record is from RefSeq and is a predicted model, not a curated record. Lineage: Eukaryota; Fungi; Ascomycota; Dothideomycetes; Pleosporales; Leptosphaeriaceae. Gene Ontology annotation, molecular function: water channel activity.
AUGAACGUCGAUCGCCCAACAGGAGGUCUCCGUAUUCCAUGGAAGAACCGCCAUGCGCAAUUGCCGCAUCACAAAGAACACCAUGUAGCUCGUCGCCUCAAGUUUCUCGACGUCCUGCCAAAGGAGAUAAAAGGCCACAUCGUGGCAUGCGUUGGCGAACUCGUUGGCACAUUCAUGUUUUUGUUGUUCGCACUGGGCGGCACGAAUGUGGUCAACACAGCGCCUCCUGAGGGCGCAAACGCCGUGGACUUGAGUGCGAAUCCAAGCAAGAUCAUGUAUAUUGCAUUGGUGUUCGGUUUUUCGUUGACAGUGAACGCCUGGGUUUACUUCCGCAUUAGUGGUGGCCUCUUCAAUCCUGCAGUCACUCUCGGCAUGAUGGUCGUGGGCGCUACGGGAUACAGACGUGGUUUUCUCAUCAUUCUGGCUCAGAUUAUUGGUGGAAUUGCGGCUUCUGGCGUUGUGUCCGCUAUGAUGCCUAACGUACUGGCUGUCAGGACUGAACUUGGAGGCGGGACCACUGUCGUGCAAGGAUUGUUCAUUGAGAUGUUCUUGACAGCACAACUCGUCUUCACGAUCUUCAUGUUGGCCACGGAGAAGCAUGAGGGCACGUUCAUCGCACCAGUUGGAAUCGGUCUAUCGCUUUUUGUAGCAGAGCUCAUGGGAGUGUUCUACACGGGUGGCAGCGUCAACCCCGCUCGCUCCUUUGGUCCUGCCGUCGUCACUCGUACUUUCUCCUCAUACCAUUGGAUCUACUGGGUCGGACCUAUUCUCGGUGCACUCCUAGCAAGUGUUUUUUAUAUGUUCAUCAAGGCGCUCGAGUACGAGACUGUGAACAUGGUGGCCGACCCGAAGCAAGCUCUUGGCGACAAGUUUGAUCGCACAACAGUGAAAUCUGAGGGUCAAGAUAGCGUUGCAUCAGGAAAAACUGUGGAGAAGGUGAUGAGUGGAGUUUCCGGCGGUUCCUUCAAGCGAUCUCCUGCCCUGGAGAGUGGGCAUGUUUCUCGUCAUUAA